UUCGUUUUGUUCUGAUGAAAUGAAAGAUUAAACGUGUUAUUAGCAGAGGAGAGCUGACGAGCGGGUCAGACAGAGACAGACGGUCUACCUGGUCAUGGAUCUCCUGCUGAUGCUGUUGCUGUUGCUGUGGAGCUCAGGACUCCAGGCUGAAGAUAAACACCAAUCAACAGAGACUGUCAGGUUGGUGGGAGGAGCCAGUCGCUGUGCAGGUACACUGGAGGUGAAACAGGGAGAGUGGAGACCAGUGAUGAGUUACUCUGACUGGACCCUGGAGGAAGCAGCUGUUGCCUGCAGAGAAUUGGACUGUGGCUUUGCUGUUUCAACAGGAAGCAGAGAUGAGUCCUCAGUCAGACCUGUAUGGAGGAUCCACCCUAACUGUCUUCAGUCUGGAUCUGCACUGAGGGACUGUGCAUCAUCAGAUUCCUCUUUCUCCAACGUGGAGCUCACCUGCUCAGACUCUGUCAGGCUGGUGAAUGGGACUAGUCUGUGUUCAGGCAGACUGGAGGUGAAGUCUGAGCAGUCGUGGUCCUCAGUGUGUGAAGCUGACUUUGACCAGCAGGAUGCAGAGGUGGUCUGUAGGGAGCUUGGCUGUGGGGCUCCUUCAGUCCUCCAGGGGGCGCUCUAUGGAGAAGUGGAGGCUCCAAUGUGGACCAAAGAGUUCCAGUGUGGAGGCAAUGAGUCUGCUCUCCUGGACUGUAGAAGAUCAGACUCAGCUAGAAGAACCUGCUCACCUGGUAAAGCUGUUGGACUCACCUGCUCAGAGCCUGUCAGGUUGGUGGGAGGAGCCAGUCGCUGUGCAGGUACACUGGAGGUGAAACGGGGAGAGUGGAGACCAGUGAAAGACUAUUACUGGACCCUGAAGGAAGCAGCUGUUGCCUGCAGAGAAUUGGACUGUGGCUCUGCUGUUUCAACAGGACGCAGAGAUGAGUCCUCAAACAGACCUGUAUGGUGGAUCUACCCUGACUGUCUUCAGUCUGGAUCUGCACUGAGGGACUGUGUAAAAUCACGUUCUUCUUCCUUCAUCCUGGAGAUCACCUGCUCAGACUCUGUCAGGCUGGUGAAUGGGACUAGUCUGUGUUCAGGCAGACUGGAGGUGAAGUCUGAGCAGUCGUGGUCCUCAGUGUGUGAAGCUGACUUUGACCAGCAGGAUGCAGAGGUGGUCUGUAGGGAUCUUGGCUGUGAGGCUCCUUUAGUCCUCCAGGGGGCGCUCUAUGGAGAAGUGGAGGCUCCAAUGUGGACCAAAGAGUUCCAGUGUGGAGGCCAUGAGUCUGCUCUCCUGGACUGUAGAAGAUCAGACUCAGCUAGAAGAACCUGCUCACCUGGUAAAGCUGUUGGACUCACCUGCUCAUCAGAAACUGUCAGGUUGGUGGGAGGAGCCAGUCGCUGUGCAGGUACACUGGAGGUGAAAAAGAGAGAGUGGAGACCAGUGAGUGACUAUUACUGGACCCUGAAGGAAGCAGCUGUUGCCUGCAGAGAAUUGGACUGUGGCUCUGCUGUUUCAACAGGACGCAGAUAUGAGUACUCAGACAGACCUGUAUGGUGGAUCAACCCUAACUGUCUUCAGUCUGGAUCUGCACUGAGGGACUGUGCAUUAUCACAUUCCUCUUCCUUCAUCGUGGAGAUCACCUGCUCAGACUCUGUCAGGCUGGUGAAUGGGACUAGUCAGUGUUCAGGCAGACUGGAGGUGAAGUCCGAGCAGUCGUGGUCCUCAGUGUGUGAAGCUGACUUUGACCAGCAGGAUGCAGAGGUGGUCUGUAGGGAGCUUGGCUGUGGGGCUCCUUCAGUCCUCCAGGGGGCGCUCUAUGGAGAAGUGGAGGCUCCAAUGUGGACCAAAGAGUUCCAGUGUGGAGGCCAUGAGUCUGCUCUCCUGGACUGUAGAAGAUCAGACUCAGCUAGAAGAACCUGCUCACCUGGUAAAGCUGUUGGACUCACCUGCUCAGAGCCUUUCAGGUUGGUGGGAGGAGCCAGUCGCUGUGCAGGUACACUGGAGAUGAAACGGGGAGAGUGGAGACCAGUGAGUGACUCUUACUGGACCCUGGAGGAAGCAGCUGUUGCCUGCAGAGAAUUGGACUGUGGCUCUGCUGUUUCAACAGGAAGCAGAAAUGAGUCCUCAGAGAGACCUGUAUGGAAGAUCGACCCUUACUGUCUUCAUUCUGGAUCUGCACUGAGGGACUGUGCAUCAUCACGUUUCGCUUCCUCCAUCAUGGAGAUCACCUGCUCAGACUCUGUCAGGCUGGUGAAUGGGACUAGUCUGUGUUCAGGCAGACUGGAGGUGAAGUCUGAGCAGUCGUGGUCCUCAGUGUGUGAAGCUGACUUUGACCAGCAGGAUGCAGAGGUUGUCUGUAGGGAGCUUGGCUGUGGGGCUCCUUCAGUCCUCCAGGGGGCGCUCUAUGGAGAAGUGGAGGCUCCAAUGUGGACCAAAGAGUUCCAGUGUGGAGGCCAUGAGUCUGAUCUCCUGGACUGUAGAAGAUCAGACUCAGCUAGAAGAACCUGCUCACCUGGUAAAGCUGUUGGACUCACCUGCUCAGAGACUGUCAGGUUGGUGGGAGGAGCCAGUCGCUGUGCAGGUACACUGGAGAUGAAACGGGGAGAGUGGAGACCAGUGAGUGACUCUGACUGGACCCUGAAGGAAGCAGCUGUUGCCUGCAGAGAAUUGGACUGUGGCUCUGCUGUUUCAACAGGAAGCAAAGAUGUGUCCUCACGUACACCUGUAUGGUGGAUCAAUCCUUACUGUCUUCAGUCUGGAUCUGCACUGACGGACUGUGCAUCAUCACGUUUCGCUUCCUCCAUCGUGGAGAUCACCUGCUCAGACCUGCUGCUUCAGCCAAUCAUCUAUGUGUCUCCUACCAUGGACGGGGUCUCCGGGGCCCAGCAGCAGGGGUUUCAGGUUCUCCAAACAUACAACUACACCCAGCCAGCUGUCAAUCACUCUGCUGACUUCCUGUUUCCUGCUGCAGACCCCGCCCACCAAGGAAACUACAGCUGUGUUUAUGGCGUCUAUGUUUUUUCUCAUAACUUCUCCUCUGAGAGCCGUCUGCUCUCUCUCACUGUCACAGAUCCAGAUGAGACAUUUCACAGAACAGUUUUCAUCAUCAGACUGGUCGUCCUGCCGGUGGCUCUGCUGCUGUCUAACACUGCCCUCUAUUUCAUCCUGAAGGCCAGCAGGGGGCAGAAGUCAGACCCACAGGAGAACAUUGAGCUGGAUAAUUAUAACCUGGGUGUUUCCAGAGCUGAAGGAGAGCCGGCUGGAGAGGAAGGAGCUCGGGGAGCAGAGUAGGACAUCCGAGGAGCCACACAAACCCUCUGAAGAAGAAAAUCAUGUUUGGUUUCAUCUCUCCUCUCAGUCUGACAGGUUUUUGCAGCCCAGCACGGCGAGGAAUGACGUCCAUAGUGUUCGAUUCCACAGCUUCUGAUUUCCAUCCAGCACCAACGCUCAGUGCCAAAACAGGAAGUAGUAAGACCUUUAUUAAAACCACUAGAAGAAGAGCAGAGAGGAGAUCUGAUCUGUAUAUAAUUAUAGUUUGACAGCAUAUUAAUCUCUCGUGUAAAGAGCUGUAACAUUUUUACUUAACCCUUUACGUACUGUUCAUAUUCUAUCAUCACAUACUGUUCAUAUUCUAUCAUCACAUACUGUUCAUAUUCU
Molecule: messenger RNA, 3643 nt
Organism: Scomber scombrus (Atlantic mackerel)
Lineage: Eukaryota; Metazoa; Chordata; Actinopteri; Scombriformes; Scombridae
Product: scavenger receptor cysteine-rich type 1 protein M130-like
Exons: 15
Coding region: 95-3277 (1060 amino acids)
Cellular component (GO): membrane
Source: RefSeq, a predicted model, not a curated record